Messenger RNA from Liolophura sinensis, 1390 nucleotides. Its product is annotated as ferric-chelate reductase 1-like. Lineage: Eukaryota; Metazoa; Mollusca; Polyplacophora; Chitonida; Chitonidae. The transcript is spliced from 7 exons. The coding region runs from base 1 to 954 and encodes 317 amino acids. The record is from RefSeq and is a predicted model, not a curated record.
AUGGCGACGGCAGAGAAAGACGGGAAAAUUUAUUGUCGAUUCAGCCGCCCCAAGUCACUGGCCAGUAUGAAGGUGGAGGAAGAAGAUGACCCGUCUGGGCCCACGGAGAUAACAAUCGACCUCAGUUCAGGCAAGGUUAUCUUUAUAGCCGUCGGCAAAACAUAUAAUGGUGGAAAUGACCUUGCUGAACAUGUGGAAGCCCCGGUACUGUCGUCAGGAAAGGUGGACUUCAGUCAGUUCAAGGUGGCACGUGGGACCACCAUGACGCUGCUGACUCAGCUUCACGGGGUCGCUAUGGUACUGGCCUGGAUGUUGUUUGUUAGCUUCGCCACCGUUGAAGGUCGAUACUUUCGGGAAGGUUUUGGUUCCAAAAUGGUGUGUGGUUUAAAGCUGUGGUUUCAGAUGCACCGUGUAGUAACUAUGAUUGCCGGAAUUCUUACUGCUGCGGGUUUUAUACUGAUUUUCGUCAAGGUCAAAGGUUUGUCCAAGAACGCGCAGGCUCAUACCUACAUUGGAAUAAUUGUAAUGGCUGCCACAUGUGGACAAAUCUUUCUCGGCUUGAUUCGUCCAGACGCAACAGCUGGUUGGAGGCCUAAAUUCAACUGGGCUCAUCGACUACUGGGCAAAGCCACUCAUAUCUUAGCAGCUGCUGACUUGAUUUUGGCGUUCAGACUUCCGAUGGUCUCACCUGAAAUGCGUCACUUCGGCACCACAGUCGUCGCCGUGUGGAUCAGUGUGCAGGUUGUAUGGGAAGUGACGUUUGAGGUGAACAAAUACCUGCAGUCAAAAUCACCCAAAGUGGACUCCAUCCCAGGUAAAGAAGAGACGAAAAUUGAAGAGAAAGUAAUCUGGAAAGAUCCAAAUGGCAGAUUACAGCUUAUCCUUUGUAUCUUAUUUGUUUUGACUAUUGUAAGCUGUUCAGUUGCUACUCUGUGCGCCAUUUUAAUAUUUUAAGGACACAUAUAGUGUUUUAUGACCACGACUUUAAUCUCAAACAUCUAAGUUUGGCUGCUGUUAAAUUUCCAAUACAGUUUGUAGCACUUUCUCAUCAAUCGCGUCUCUUGGAAUGAGAAGAACAGUGGUUAGUUUGGAAAAUCGGAUGCCCAAUCAUUCUAAGAUUUUAGCAUGUAAAAGGGUCACAUUAAUAAGUAGGGCACCGCAGUCGUUCUGUGGCACUUACUCUGUGCAAAAAACAAUACUUUCCUCAACAUGGAUUUUGCUUUCUGGGUAUUGUACAUAUUGUUGGGUUCAAAACUCUUCGGGUUUCAAACCAGCAACCUCAUAGUCUGGCACCUAAUCGCCGGCAAAAACAAGUCAAGUGUCCAGAUAAUUCGGUCAAAAGAAACUUGAACGUAUAUAGCUAAUAGUAGACCUUACGGUUAAUAUGCAU